UCCCAGCAUGCCUCAGGCGGUUCAGUGUGGCUGGGGAAGUUGCUGGAGGUGAAGACAAGCAGGAGGAAGAAGUCAGCCAUGUAUAUGCAGGUGGAGAGCCACACGGGGACCCGUUUACACCUGAAGAGGAACCCCAGCAUCCGCUCUUGGUCCCUUUUGGUUGGAAUCUCCUCGGUGGGGCUGGCAGCUGCGUAUUACAGCACAGACUCCUUUGGUUGGAGGCUCUUCUAUGUGGCCGGCUGUCUCUUUGUGGCUAUGCAGAAUUUAGAAGAUUGGGAAGAAGCCAUAUUUGACAAGCGGGAAGGGAAGGUCACCCUAAAAACAUUCAACUUGUACAGGAAGCUGUUGACGUUGUGUAAAGGAGGCCAGGAACAAGCGGUGGUGCUCCUCAGCGAGAUAAGAGACAUCAGCGUCCAAGAGGAGAAAGUGAGAUACUUUGGGAUAGGCUACCUUAUUGUGUUGCGUCUUCUGACGGGAAUAUCUCACGCACUUACCCAAAGCGCAGUACUGGGAGGACGCAGUGAUGUGGAAGCCGUGGCCAAACUCCUGACCAACUUCCUGGAACUAGACAUGGCAGGAUUCCACUCCGGAAUAGCAGAGGAGAGCAGCGACAGCGAGGAAGCCUUGGACAAAGAUGACGAAUGAGUCC
Messenger RNA from Nanorana parkeri, 649 nucleotides. It is a transcript of the gene CUNH17orf62, whose product is annotated as chromosome unknown C17orf62 homolog. Lineage: Eukaryota; Metazoa; Chordata; Amphibia; Anura; Dicroglossidae. The transcript has 7 exons. The record is from RefSeq and is a predicted model, not a curated record. Bases 79 to 645 code for a protein of 188 amino acids.